AUGGAGAAGAGGAGAAUAAAGGCUUUUAGCAUGAAGAAUUCUGUUCUUCUCCUAAUUGUUCUCCUUCUAACAUACUCUUUAGACAUUGAAGCUCAGCAAUGUCGUCCAAGUGGCCGAAUUAGGGGCAGGAAGCCUCCUUCUGACCAGUGCAACCAAGAAAAUGAUUCAGAUUGCUGUAAAGACGGCAAGUACUACACAACUUACAAAUGUUCACCAGAGGUGACUAGCUACACCAAAGCCUUCCUCACUCUCAAUAGCUUUGAGGCAGGUGGAGAUGGUGGCGGUCCAUCAGAAUGUGACAAGCAGUAUCACUCUGAUGACACACCAAUUGUUGCAUUAUCCACUGGAUGGUUUAAUCAUAAGAGUAAGUGCCAUAAAAACAUCACCAUAACAGCAAAUGGGCAUAGUGUUGCAGCCAUGGUUGUCGACGAGUGUGACUCAACUAUGGGAUGUGAUCAAGUCCAUGAUUAUCAGCCACCUUGUGAUAACAACAUUGUUGAUGCUUCAAAGGCAGUGUGGAAAGCUUUGGGCGUGCCGAAAGAUGAUUGGGGUUGGCUUGAAAUUACAUGGACUGAUGCUUAG
This is a messenger RNA of Dovyalis caffra, 582 nucleotides long. NCBI's taxonomy places the organism in Eukaryota, Viridiplantae, Streptophyta, Magnoliopsida, Malpighiales, Salicaceae. The record is from the annotation of a GenBank genome assembly.